CUGGGCAAAAUGGUUUCCGAGGUCCUCUUCUUCAAAUCUCUCGUCCUCUUCUUCUUUCGUCUUUUCCUCAAACAUUUCAGGACCAACCCAAAGGGUGGUAUUCAAAGAAACUUGAGCCACGCCCAUUCCUUAUCCCAAUCCAAGGUCCAAAGGUUCCCUUCUCUCGCCCGCAGAUCGGACCUAGCCGACCACACUCUCAUCUUCAGCGUCGAAGGAACGCUUCUGAAAUCUUCUUCUUUGUUCCCCUACUUCAUGCUGGUUGCGUUCGAAGCUGGGUGCCUCUUCAGGGCCCUUGUUUUGCUCGUGUUGUACCCAUUUGUUCACUUUGUUGGCUACGAGAUGGGCUUGAAUAUCAUGGUCAUGGUUUGCUUUUUUGGGAUCAGGACAGAGAGUUUUAGAGCUGGAACCGCUGUUCUGCCAAAGUUCUUCCUGGAGGACGUUGGGUCAGAAAGCUUCGAGGUGUUGAGAAGAGGCGGCAAGGCUGUGGGUGUAACCGAUUUGCCUCUGCCAAUGGUGGAGAGUUUUCUGAAGGAUUACUUGGACAUUGAGCACGUAGUUGGCCGAGACCUCAAAGUCUAUCGCGGCUACUUUCUGGGUCUAAUGGAGGAGAAAAAGAAGAUUGUUCUGGAUGACACAAUGGACGACCAUCAAACGAAUAUUGGAAUUACCAAUUCCUUCAAGAAAUCACUUGAUCAUCCCUUGUUUUCUCAUUGCAAGGAGAUUUACUUGGCAACCGAAGCAGACAGGAGGAGCUGGCAUGCCCUGCCAAGGGGCAGAUACCCCAAGCCUCUCAUCUUCCAUGAUGGCAGAUUGGCUUUCAGGCCAACCCCAACGGCAACUCUGGCCAUGUUCAUUUGGGUCCCAUUUGGGAUUAUUCUAGCCAUCUUCAGGUCCCUUGUCGCCUUAUUUUUGCCUUACAGCAUCGUCACACCCAUCGUAGCCUUCACCGGGCUAAGACUCAGGGUCACAAAUUCUCCUCCAAAACCAGACCUUUCCAAGCCAAAAGGCCUUCUCUACGCAUGCAACCACAGGACCCUAAUGGACCCUCUUUGCUUCUCUUUUGGACUGAAGAAGCCCGUCACCGCCGUAACCUACAGCCUGAGCAGAGUAUCUGAGCUGCUGUCGCCAAUCAAGACAGUCCGAUUGACGAGGGACAGAGAUCAAGAUGCCAAGAUGAUGGAGCAAUUGCUGAAUCAAGGGGACAUAAUUGUUUGCCCCGAAGGCACCACUUGCAGAGAACCUUAUCUGCUCAGAUUCAGCCCUUUGUUCUCCCAGUUGAACCAUGACAUAGUGCCGGUGGCGAUGGACACGCGGGCGAGCAUGUUCUAUGGCACCACUGCGAGCGGGUUCAAGUGUCUGGACCCGCUUUUCUUCCUCAUGAACCCGUACCCGAGUUACGCCAUUAAGCUUCUUGACAAGGUCUCCACCUCCGCUACUUUUGGGCAGGAAAGUUCAAGGUUUGAUGUCGCCAAUUUGGUGCAGAGUGAACUCGGCAAAGCUCUGGGGUUUGAAUGUACUAGGCUUACGAGGAAGGACAAGUACUUGAUCUUGGCUGGCAAUGAAGGAAUAGUUAAAAAAAGACGCUAAAACCUAACUAGCACAUAUAUAUAUAUAUAUGUGUGUGUGUGUGUGUGUGUGUGUACGAGUGUAAGUUCUUCCGCAUUAACUUCUGAAUUUGCUGUCUCAUUAAUUUGGAUGGCGAUUAUAUUGAAUUUCACAUGCCCUCUGCAUAUA
This is a messenger RNA of Diospyros lotus (date-plum), 1734 nucleotides long. Its product is annotated as probable glycerol-3-phosphate acyltransferase 3. Gene Ontology annotation, cellular component: membrane. Gene Ontology annotation, molecular function: phosphatase activity; glycerol-3-phosphate 2-O-acyltransferase activity. The transcript is spliced from 2 exons. The record is from RefSeq and is a predicted model, not a curated record. Bases 10 to 1587 code for a protein of 525 amino acids. Gene Ontology annotation, biological process: cutin biosynthetic process. NCBI's taxonomy places the organism in Eukaryota, Viridiplantae, Streptophyta, Magnoliopsida, Ericales, Ebenaceae.